Molecule: messenger RNA, 558 nt
Organism: Aspergillus nidulans FGSC A4
Lineage: Eukaryota; Fungi; Ascomycota; Eurotiomycetes; Eurotiales; Aspergillaceae
Exons: 2
Coding region: 1-558 (185 amino acids)
Source: RefSeq, a predicted model, not a curated record
AUGGCUCUGUCCGUUCAGGAAGCAGAGUUACCGACGGUGGCGCAAUGGAAGUCAACUCCGUCGGCGACCUUUACAAGCAGGGCCCUGCGAGCGAGCUCACUUACACCCUACGCGCUCAAUACGAGUAUACUCCCCGGCUCGCAGCAGUACCACUGUGCGGGCAACUCGAUGCCCCGUGCCUUUGAUCAGGAUUCUCCGCAGUUCGUUGAUGACGGUACAGGCCAGACAUCUGAGAUUGCCUGCUACGCUGAUAUCAGCAUUGACCCUGCGCCGAGCUACCAGAAAUUCUUUGAUGAGCCCUGGUUCUCUCUGACAGCGGCGCGUCGCAACCUGUUCUUGACGACCACGACACUCGCUUAUAACCGAGACUCUCGAGGGCACAGCCACAUACUCUGGCUCCAUCCCGGCAAGCCUGGUCUUAUUGACAACGAGGCCGACGUCGGCGGACUCGAGGAUUUCCCGGAGGUCUCGCGUAGCGACACCUGGGAUGCGGAUAAUGAUGGGAUAGCGGACUGGUGGGAUGGGUCCACUGGCGGUGACGGGUAUACCGCUAUUUAA